Molecule: messenger RNA, 324 nt
Organism: Pipistrellus nathusii (Nathusius's pipistrelle)
Lineage: Eukaryota; Metazoa; Chordata; Mammalia; Chiroptera; Vespertilionidae
Source: the annotation of a GenBank genome assembly
AUGGCAAAUGAAGUGCAAGCCCUGCCCUCCCCGCGGAAAGGGGGGCAUCCUCCCGCAGUCAAAGCUGGAGGGAAACGAAUUUCCAAAAGACAAGAAAUUGGCGUCUUGGAGCGACACACUAAAAAAGCAGGACCUGAGAAAACAAGUGCCAUUGUGAAUGUUGCCAAAAUACAGACGAUGGAUGCCCUGAAUGACACACUGGAGAAGCUUAGCCAUAAAUUUCCAGCAAUAGUGCACGUGGCACAUCAAAAACCCAGACCUGCUCUGGAGAAGGUCACUCCAAUGAGAAGGAUCUACAUUAUUCAGCAGCCUCGGAAAUGUUAA